CCGCCUAUUUACCAAUAGAAAGUGAUGACUGAUGACCUAAAUAUCAGCACCAGGAAUACCCGAUGACAUCCGCCAUUGUAUAGUUUCCUUUCCAUGCAUGCAGGCAGUCGCGGGUAUUUCUCCGCAUAUAUAACGAACAUGGAUCUCUUUAUAGCUACAGCGAUGUUUGUGCUCCUAAAUGUUGCACAGUAUUUCCAGCCGAGUGCAGCGUGUCCCAAAGAGUGUACAUGUCUGACCAAUGGGUAUGUGAACUGCAGCUCCCGCGGGUUGACAUCAGUGCCCGAUGGAAUUCCACCGAACACAACUAUCCUUGAUCUCAGCGGAAAUACGUUCUCAUCGAUACCGGAUACGGCGUUUAACUUAACCGAGUUGCAGGUACUGAAUCUUGGCAAAUGUGGCAUCAGAGAACUUCCUCCUAAUCUCUUCAAAGGCCUAGCUAAUCUACGGGCGCUUAAUCUACAGGAGAACCGCAUCGAGACAUUGAAAAGGGACACUUUCGCGGGUAUUACAUUCGUCCCGGAAUAUAGGCGUAUGUGUUUUCUCGGGAAGGAGGACCGCCAAUGUAUCUUGGACCUCCGAAAGAAUCCUAUCAAGUCGAUAAAAGCGGGAGCAUUUCGGUCGACUCUGCACCCGAGGAUUUACAUUGGAGAUGAACCUACGACAACCCUAACGAUAGAAAAUCGCGCUUUUGAGUCGUUGAAACGGGCUAACAUCGUGAUAACGAAUGUUGCGGACUUGGUGUUUGAGACAUCUGCCUUUGAGGGAUGCUUUGAACCACGAAUCAUUAGAAUAGUUGACUCGGGCAUGGAUACGCUGUCCCACAAAGCCUUCGGUGGUAUCACCCGUGUCACAUACGUUGAAAUAGAUAACUGCACUAUCGGUGAAUUUCCAAAAGCCCUGUUUCUCGGAACCACUUUCCAAGGACGAGAUAACUAUGUGGCAGAGAACGCAAUUUCGAUCCGAAGGUCAACUAUCAAGACUGUUAUUCCGUACAUGGCGUUUGCUGGAACUGAUGUCCGAAGUAUUAGCAUAACUGAGAACACAAUGCAUGGAUUUGCUAACUUUACGUUCUAUGGAAUGAAAUUGUACAGUUUGAAUAUUGCAAUGAACACGUUUACUCAUCAAGAUUCUUUACGACCUUACAAACUAAGUGGAAUACAAGAGGCUUUACUUGGUAUUUUCAUUCAGAACAACAGUUUCAAUGUCAUCGAUAAAGACGCCUUCACUGCCUCCAAGAAUAUCAACAGAUUGAAAAUCACUGGACAUUCUGAAAAUUUCACGGUUUCAGCUUUUGCGUUCCGUGACCUUUCCAAGGUUAAAGAGCUAGAAUUUGACAACAUGGGGUCACUACUACUUGAGAAGAAUAGCCUUUCCGGCAUCGACAUCACGCGUAUACGUUUCUAUGAAUCAACCAUUACUGAUUUUGACCGCAACGCUAUCAACACUUGCGUGCCCGGUUUUGCGUCUCUGUCUAUGUACAGCGGACCUAUUCCUUGCGAUUGUUUCGCUGCGGGUUUGGCUUACUUUUGCCGAUUUAAGAACAUUGGUUAUUUCAUCUCUUGCCGUGAUGGAAUGAACAGCCGCAGUGUGACAGCAUUUGGUUCCACUGCUGAAUGGCAUGGGCCAAACCCUGCAUUACCCAAAUGUACGGCGUCAAGUGCGUUAACAUGUCCCGGGGGUGGAGCAAGCCUGAAGAGUGUUUCGCCGUUCCUCAUCGCUGUUCUUAUUGUGAUGUUGCUGUUCACCUUCUGA
Messenger RNA from Lineus longissimus, 1752 nucleotides. Its product is annotated as slit homolog 1 protein-like. The transcript has 2 exons. Lineage: Eukaryota; Metazoa; Nemertea; Pilidiophora; Heteronemertea; Lineidae. Bases 94 to 1752 code for a protein of 552 amino acids. Gene Ontology annotation, molecular function: protein binding. The record is from RefSeq and is a predicted model, not a curated record.